UUAUUUUUAUUUUACUUUUUUUUUCGCGUCUAGAAAAAAAAACAAACAAAACAAAAUAAAAUAAAAUGGGCCUCCGGGUACUUAAAGUAUUAAAGCCAUUCAUGGCUGCUCUUCCUGAAAUUGAAGCACCUGAUCGCAAAGUUCCUUUCAACCAAAGGUUAUUAUAUACAGUCAUUGCACUUUUUGUAUAUUUGGUAAUGUCUCAACUUCCACUUUAUGGGGUUGUUUCAUCAGAAUCCUCUGAUCCUUUUUAUUGGUUUCGCAUCGUGAUGGGAGCUAACCGAGGCACACUUGGUGAAUUGGGUGUUCUUCCUAUUCUUACUUCUGGUAUGAUUAUGCAAAUUUUAGCAGCUUCUAACAUUAUCCGUGUCGAUUAUAGCUUGAAGGAAGAUCGUUCUUUAUUCUGUGGUGCACAAAAAUUGUUCGCCAUCUUCAUUGCCUUUGGUCAAGCUUCUUUGUUUGUUUUCACUGGUGUCUAUGGAAACCCCAAUGAAAUUGGCUCUAUUCGAUGCGCACUUUUAAUUCUUCAAAUCGUCUUUUCUUCCACAGUAAUUUUAUUGAUGGAUGAAUUAUUACAAAAGGGUUAUGGACUUGGUUCCGGUAUUAAUCUUUUUACAGCAGCCAAUAUUUGUCAAAACAUUUUCUGGAAGACGAUGUCCUUUAGAUUUAUUGAAACAAUUCGUGGACCAGAAAGAGAAGGAGCUCUUGUUUCUCUUUUCAGUUUAUUAGCAUCUCGCAAAAACAAGGUCCGAGCCCUCAAGGAUGCAUUUUAUCGCAGUGAUUUGACUAAUAUGAUGAGUUUAAUUGCAACUGUCAUUGCCUUUGGUGUAGUCGUUUACCUUCAAGGUUUCCGAAUUGAGCUCCCUGUCAAAUCAAACCGUAUGCGUGGUCAACGAGCCUCUUAUCCCAUUAAGCUUUUUUAUACUUCUAGUAUGCCCAUCAUGCUUCAAUCUGCAUUGUUUGCUAAUAUCUUUAUAUUUUCUCAAACACUUUAUAUCUUCUUUGGAAAGAAUAUUCUUAUUCGCAUCCUUGGUGUUUGGGCUCCCAUGGCUGAAUCUAAUCAACUUGAAGCUGUCAGUGGUGUUGCCUAUUAUUUAUCAGCACCUCACAGUUUAAUGGCUGCUAUCGUAGAUCCUAUUCAUACUUUCCUUUAUAUCUCUUUCACACUCUUGACUUGUUCUUAUCUUUCUAAAGUUUGGGUUGAUGUCUCUCGUUCCUCUUCUCGUGAUGUAGCCAAGACACUUAAGGAUCAACAACUUGCAAUUGCUGGUUUCCGUGAUAUCUCUAUGUAUAAAGAAUUACAACGUGUCAUUCCUCCUGCUGCUUCCUUUGGUGGUGCACUCUUGGCUGCUGUUGCUGCAAUUUCAGAUAUCUUUGGUGUUAUUGGAUCUGGUGCUGGUAUCUUGAUGAUGGUCAUGAUUAUCUUUCAAUAUUUUGAAAUGUUUGUUAAGGAACAAAUGGAAGGUAACAUGUCAAUGGAAGCUAUGAUGGCUAAUCAGUAACGAAAGAAAGAAAAAAAAAAGAAAGAUACAUAAAAAAUGAGGGGGUUUUUUUUUUUCUUUUAUUAUGUAGCAUUUUCUUUAUAAAUAUUUGUAUAUUAAUGAAAGGGAAAAAAUAAAUAAAUAAAAUAACCAAUAAUUACACGUUUAA
Messenger RNA from Cokeromyces recurvatus, 1650 nucleotides. Its product is annotated as SecY subunit of pre protein translocase. Gene Ontology annotation, cellular component: Sec61 translocon complex; membrane. Gene Ontology annotation, molecular function: ribosome binding; transmembrane protein transporter activity; signal sequence receptor activity. The coding region runs from base 66 to 1502 and encodes 478 amino acids. Gene Ontology annotation, biological process: SRP-dependent cotranslational protein targeting to membrane, translocation; post-translational protein targeting to membrane, translocation. The record is from RefSeq and is a predicted model, not a curated record. Lineage: Eukaryota; Fungi; Mucoromycota; Mucoromycetes; Mucorales; Mucoraceae. The transcript has 4 exons.